Molecule: messenger RNA, 4760 nt
Organism: Jaculus jaculus (lesser Egyptian jerboa)
Lineage: Eukaryota; Metazoa; Chordata; Mammalia; Rodentia; Dipodidae
Product: histone demethylase UTY-like
Exons: 29
Coding region: 308-4486 (1392 amino acids)
Biological process (GO): regulation of gene expression; heart development
Cellular component (GO): MLL3/4 complex
Molecular function (GO): histone H3K27me2/H3K27me3 demethylase activity; protein binding; chromatin DNA binding
Source: RefSeq, a predicted model, not a curated record
AGCUACGUGGAUUUCUUCCUGUGUCGCUGUUACAACAAACUUAAACAGAGGCCGCCUAAGUUUGAUAUUCUGACUUUUUCACAGGAUCUUCGGACGCUGCAUGCUUGUAUUCUCUUUAGGUCACCACCAGUGAUGGGAUCUUACAGGCAACUUGUCCAUUCGCUGCAUCCGUAGUUUUCGGAUUUUCGACCGUAAAGGUAGCCAUAAAGUUACCUUAUUCAUCUUAAACUACGAUCUUUGGAGUCCUUUUAAGCUCUGGUGUGAGGUGGGAAGGUUUUGAAGUGGAGUUUGAAUAUUUUUUCUUUCGAUGAAAUCCUGCGGAUUGUCGCUCGCCACUGUCGCUGCCUUGGGUAAUGAGGAAAAGAAAAUGGCGGCGGAAGAAGAGCCUGGUGAAUGCAAAGAUGGGUUCUUCAGUCUGACAGUCGAGGAAAAAGAAGCACUCAGUGAAUUGGAUAGCAGUUUCUUUGGAUUUUUGAGCCUCGAUAAAGAUGUCGCCAGGACGAAGACGCUACUGAACAAGGCUGUUCACUGCUACGAAACUUUAAUAGUAAAAGCUGAAGGAAAAGUGGAAUCUGAUUUCUUUUGUCAAUUAGGUCACUUCAACCUCUUACUGGAAGAUUAUUCAAAAGCUUUAUCUGCAUAUCAAAAAUACUACAGUUUACAUGCUGACUACUGGAAGAAUGCUCCAUUUCUUUAUGGUCUUGGCUUGGUCUACUUCUACUACAAUGCAUUUCAUUGGGCAAUUAGAGCAUUUCAAGAUGUGCUUUAUGUUGACCCCAGCUUUUGUCGAGCCAAGGAAAUUCAUUUACGGCUUGGAUUUAUGUUCAAAGUAAAUACAGACUAUGCAUCUAGUUUAAAGCAUUUUCAGUUAGCUUUGAUUGACUGUCGUAGCUGUACUUUGUCCAGUGCUGAAAUUCAAUUUCAUAUUGCCCACUUAUAUGAAAUACAGAGAAAAUAUCAUUCUGCAAAAGAAGCCUAUGAACAAAUAUUAAAGAAGGAAAACGUGACUUCACAAGUAAAAGCAGUUAUAUUGCAACAGAUAGGUUGGAUGCACCAUAAUAUGGAUCUGCCAGGAGACAAAUCUACCAAAGAAAGCUAUGCUAUUCAGUAUCUUCAGAAGUCUUUGGAGGAAGAUCCUAAUUCUGGUCAAUCAUGGUAUUUCCUUGGGAGGUGUUAUUCAAGUAUUGGAAAAGUUCAGGAUGCUUUUGUAUCUUAUAGACAAUCAAUUGAUAAAUCAGAAGCAAGUGCAGAUACAUGGUGCUCAAUAGGUGUGCUCUAUCAACAGCAAAAUCAGCCUAUGGAUGCUUUACAGGCUUAUAUUUGUGCUGUACAAUUGGACCAUGGGCAUGCAGCAGCCUGGAUGGAUUUAGGAAGCCUCUAUGAAUCCUGUAACCAACCUCAUGAUGCCAUUAAAUGCUACUUAAAUGCAACUAGAAGCAAAGAUUGUAGUAAUACCUCUGAACUUAAAAGAAGAAUUAAGUUUUUGCAGGCUCAGUUGUGUAACCUUCCACAAAGUAGACCACAGAAUAAAACUAAAUUACUUCCUAGUAUUGAGGAGGCAUGGAGCCUACCAAUUCCCGCAGAGCUUACCUCCAGGCAGGGUGCCAUGAACACAGCACAGCAGAGUGGUUCUGAUACUUGGAAUAGUGGCCAAACUGUUUCACAUCAUCCAAUACAACAAGAAGUUUAUUCACAGUGUUUGGCAGCACAGAAAUUACAGCACAUUCAAAUGUUGCAUGUAACUAAAGAUAAUUUAAAUGCAACACAAAGAGAAUUGUUGGAUCAUUUGGGAAGUCAGCAUAUCUUAAUGCAGCAGCAAAUGAGACAAACAGAAGUUGCUCAGGUCCAAAAUGUUGGAAUUUUUAAAGGGCGGCCAGUACUUAACACAACAAUGCCUACCAACUCUGUACUGCAACCACAUGCAGCUUUGAUAAGAACACACAGCAACUCUCAGCCUGGAGUUCAUCCUGAUUGUUUUGAAAAAGCUUUGUCCAGUAGAUCUUUUUCUGCAGGAUCUGUUUCUUUCGGCACAUCAAAAACUCUAGGAAAUAAAGAUAUUGUUGUGGCAGGCAAAAAUUGUAUAACAAGAAGUGAAAGUAAUGGAAAUGUGCCUUACCUCCAACAAAAUUCAUUUAUUCUACCUCAUAAGUGCACAAAGCUGUCCAGCACUACAGAAGAGCCAUUGAGAAAACAGCUAUCUAAUUCUGCUCAGGGUCUUCAUAAAGAUAAGAGUUCUCAUUUGUCAGGGUUUAUUCAUGAACAGCCUCUGCUUCCUACUCCAUCCACCCAGUAUCUCCAAGCAACUUGCAGUGGUUUUCAGAUUCGAAAUGGACUUCAUACUCUGCCUAGAAGUUCAGUACCACAGGGGGAUGCUUUAAAUCACCUCUCCUCCAAUAUUGCUACCUCAAGUGGACAGAGAAGCAAUACUUUGCCCAAAAAGAAUGAGACUUCAAAAAAAAUAUUCUUGGGGUCUGAAACAAGCAGGCCUGCAGAAGUCACAUCUAAUAGCUGUGUUGGUAUGAAAGGACUUUCUCAUUUACAUCAUGAGACAACAGUUGCUAUUUCCAGUCCUAAUGGAGAUUCUAUGUCACCCAGUUUAAUAAUUACCAACAAUCCUCAGCUCUCUACCUUGUUGGUUGGAAAAGCCAAUAAUAAUAUGGGUACUGGAUCUUGUGAUAAAGUCAGUAGCGUUAUUCCAAACAUGUAUACAAAGACUGAUAAUUUUGUUGCCUCUUCACUUUCUUCCGCCAUUUCUACAGAUGCACCAUCUCCACAGUCCAAUGAACAAUCAAGUACACAAAGUGUUAUCAGCCUUAACAGUUCUCACAGAGGGUUGCACACAAUUAAUAGAGAUGAACUAGAGAAAUCAGAAAGCUUUACAAAAGUUGGCCUGCCUAUAGUUAGUCACAAAUCUAGACCUCACAUCUUACCAUCGAUGUCUGUGUCCAUAUGCUCCAGCUCAACAGAAGUUCUAAAGGCAUGCAGGAAUCUAGGUAAUAAUGGGUUAUCUAACCCUCACAUUUUGUUGGAUAAAUGUCCACCUCCAAGACCACCAACUUCACCAUACCCUCCUUUGCCCAAAGAGAAGCUGAAUCCACCCACACCUAGUAUUUAUCUGGAAAAUAAGCGUGAUGCUUUCUUUCCUCCAUUACAUCAAUUUUGUACCAAUCCAAGAAACCCUGUUACAGUGAUACGUGGCCUAGCUGGAGCUCUUAAAUUAGAUCUUGGACUUUUCUCUACAAAAACAUUGGUAGAAGCUAACAAUGAACAUAUGGUAGAGGUGAGGACACAGUUGUUACAGCCUGCAGAUGAAAACUGGGAUCCCACUGGAACAAAGAAAAUUUGGCGUUAUGAAAGUAAUAGAUCUCAUACAACAAUUGCUAAAUAUGCACAGUACCAAGUCUCUUCCUUCCAAGAAUCAUUGAAAGAAGAAAAUGACAGAAAAACUCAACUUAAAGACUAUUCAGAUAAUGAAUCAAUGUCUUCUGAUAAUUCUGGAAGGAGAAGAAAAGGACCUUUUAGAACCAUAAAAUCUGGGACCAACAUUGAUCUCUCUGAUAAGAAAAAGUGGAAGCUGCAGUUACAUGAGCUAACUAAACUUCCUGCUUUUGUGCGUGUUGUAUCAGCAGGAAAUCUUCUAAGCCAUGUUGGUCAUACAAUAUUAGGCAUGAAUACAGUCCAGUUGUAUAUGAAAGUUCCUGGGAGUAGAACACCAGGUCACCAAGAAAAUAAUAAUUUCUGCUCUGUUAACAUAAAUAUUGGUCCAGGUGAUUGUGAAUGGUUUGUUGUACCUGAAGAUUACUGGGGUGUUCUGAAUGACUUCUGUGAAAAAAAUAAUUUGAAUUUCCUAAUAAGUUCUUGGUGGCCCAACCUUGAAGAUCUUUAUGAAGCUAAUGUUCCAGUGUAUAGGUUUAUUCAGCGACCUGGAGAUUUGGUCUGGAUAAAUUCAGGCACUGUGCAUUGGGUUCAGGCUGUUGGGUGGUGCAAUAACAUUGCGUGGAAUGUUGGUCCACUUACAGCCUGUCAGUAUAAAUUGGCAGUUGAACGGUAUGAGUGGAAUAAAUUGCAAAGUGUGAAAUCAGUAGUACCCAUGGUUCAUCUUUCCUGGAAUAUGGCACGAAAUAUCAAAGUCUCUGAUCCAAAACUUUUUGAAAUGAUUAAAUACUGUCUGCUAAAAAUUCUUAAACAAUGUCAGACAUUAAGAGAAGCUCUUGUUGCAGCAGGAAAAGAUAUUAUAUGGCAUGAGCGGAUAAAUGAUGAACCAGCUCCUUACUGUAGCAUCUGUGAGGUGGAAGUUUUUAACCUGCUUUUUGUCACUAAUGAAAGUAAUUCUCAAAAGACUUAUAUAAUACAUUGCCAAGAUUGUGCACAAAAAACAAGUGGAAAUUUGGAAAAUUUUGUGGUGCUUGAACAGUAUAAGAUGGAAGAACUGAUGCAAGUCUAUGACCAGUUCACAUUAGCACCUUCGUUAUCCUCUGCAUCUUAAUAUUACUCCACGAACAUUGAGAACUUUGUUCUUCAGGAAAUGUGUGUGCUACUGGUUUUGUAGUUAUUUCUUAAGACUGCUGGCUCAAAGCUAAGUCUAUGCAAACUUCCAAAAGUACAGGUUGAAAUAAGCAGACCAGGAGAACACUUCCUCUACAUCAAGACUAACUGUUUUGGUGUCUCUGUAAUUCCAGGCUAAUGGAUUAAUUUUCAGUUCUAUUUAUCUCUUAAGAAUUUUCUUCUAGAAGCAAUGUUGUAUUGGUUGUAUCCCUCUU